UAUGAGAUACACUGGGAGACGAAAAAAGUUGCCCCUGGUCAUGAAAAAAGCUAUCGGAAGCUGGAGUCCAGAAAUCACCAAGAAAAGCCCGAGAGCGGACAUUCCUUAAGGCUGGAAUUCGCAUUUUACCUCCGCAAGCAAGAUGAUUUUAUCGCUUGUUGAACGGCGGUGUUUGUAGGCUAAAUCUUGUGGCUCCAAUCAAUUCAAGUAUUCGCUGGUUUGGCUGAGUUGUCUGACUUUCGAGGCGCAAACUUGGCAUCAGUAACGUUAGGCUACAUUUACUAAAGGCGGCUGCGGAAGAAAGGACAAUGUCAACGGAAGAAAGAUACAAGUUGGUGGUCGUGGGCGGUGGAGGUGUUGGUAAAAGCGCCCUCACUAUUCAGUUUAUUCAGUCAUACUUCGUGUCUGACUAUGACCCAACUAUUGAAGACUCGUACACUAAAAUCUGCACAGUGGAUGGAAAGGAAACACGAUUAGACAUACUUGACACAGCAGGACAAGAAGAGUUUGGAGCAAUGAGAGAGCAGUACAUGCGCUCUGGAGAGGGUUUCUUACUGGUGUUUGCUUUAAAUGAUAGUGGGAGUUAUAAUGAAAUUCAGAAAUUUCACACUCAGAUUUUGCGGGUAAAAGAUCGAGAUGACUUUCCAAUGGUUCUUGUUGGCAACAAAUCAGAUCUUGACCAGCAAAGAGUGAUCUCAAAAGAGGAAGCGAUGGGAUUUGCCCGAGAAAACAGAAUCCAUUAUAUGGAAUCUUCAGCAAAGAAUCGCCACAAUGUGGAUGAGGCCUUCAUGGAGGUUGUGCGAGCAAUAAGGAAGUUUCAGGAGACUGAGAGUCCACCGCUCCCUAGUCAUCAUGCUGGGAAGCAAAAGAGUGGUGGCUGUCCCUGCACCCUGCUCUGACUGCCCCUUUGCACUGUUGCCUAGGAGACUGAAGCCCUCUGUCUCAUGCCUGGUGCCUUAUGUGUCUACCCAGUGUGUGUUGAGUUUUGUGGAUAUGUGUGCCUGGUUGUUUGCAUCAGUGUUUUAGUAGCUUUUACAGUGUAUGUAGUUGAAUAGUUCCUGUUUUGAAACCCAUAUCACAUUAGAGAAAACCGCCAGUCUAUUGUAUAGGGGACCUUUCGUUUUUAUGUCAUCUAUAUGUUUUUUUGUGCUUUUGUAGAAUGGAGCUGUUGGUUUUAAACUCAUAAACCGUAUUUGUUUUAUCCAACCUUUAGUAUAAGGUCACCAAAUGAUUAAUUGCAUUUUUUCUUAUUUUUUGAUCACCACAAAGAUGGGAGCAGUGAAUAGCUACAAUGUAGAUCACGUAAUUAAUCAUAUGUUUAAUCUUUUUUUAUUGUGUUAGGAUGAAGUAUUGGUUUAUUUAGAAAGUCAGAAAGUAUUGUAUUGACUCAGACUUCUGCUGGGCAUGUGCCCUCUCUCGGGUUUCAUUUAAUUCAGUGUGACCGCGCUGAAAUGGCUGCUCUGAUGUCUGCCUUGUUUCCCCUCACGAACGAUCAGUGGCAAGAAUAGUAUUCAGCCCAAUUGUUUUCAGUAAUCUCGUCCUGAUAAAGUAAUUGGGGGCAGUGUAGAGAUGAUUAUGAUGUUUUAACAAUGCUACUUUUAAAUGAGAUUAUUUCUUUGAUGCACAAAGGUAAAAGACAAACAGUGCCGUUACAACUAGGGGUCCAGUGUUUGUGUAAUGUUUAUUCAAACAAAACCAAAGGCUAUGCUGUAGAUGUUUGCACACCAUUGUCAUUGUGAACGUUUAUCUUAUGUACACUAGUCAACAUUCGAAGUGGAUCAAAACCUUUCCUAAAAGUUGUCUUAAAACCAAUACCCAGUACCCGUUCUUGUCUUAGGACAACUUUGAUGAAUGUUUUUGAUCCACUUCAAAUGUUGACUACUAUAGUUUAACACUAAAAUGGUUUCAUACUGGGGAUGUCGUGCUUUUAUAAUCAAAAUGAUUUAUCAGUUUAUUUGUAUGUCUUUUUAAGGUACUUUCUAUUGUUCAAAUGCAGAGGCACUCUAUCAAGAUUCACAUGCUUUUGCAUAUGAUGUGCUUUACUUGUUUUUUGCACCUGCAUUAGUAGACGGUGAUGAAAAGUGAUACAGAAAAUGCCCAAAUGAAUAUGCUAACAAAACAUGAUAUUAAUCAGUGUUUUAAGGGAAUGAGUCAGUGUCUGUCCAAAUGUAAAAGUCUUAGUUUAGGAGGAGGAGAAAUGAAACUAGGUUCUUUUUCUAGGUCCACUAUAACAGUUCUCAUGUGUUACACAAGGGAGCGCUACACACACUUUAUGGCCUUUAAUCAAGAGACUUUUUAAACACAAAUUUUGUAAUAACCCAGGUCUGUCAACUGCAAAGAACAAAGCACUAUACUAUUAAGGAAUGUUAAGAAAUACACAACAUUGUAAUAUGAUUGUCUUUCAUUUCAUUUGAUGUCUUAAGUCUUUCAAUUAUUUUAAUUUAAGAUGUUUACUUGUUGGUUCUGGAUCUUGAUGAAUGCAUCUUCCAUAAUUAAAGUUUCAUUUUAACAAUAUUCUUUUGUACACAAAUAAAAUAUUUACCAAAACUGUCACUUAAAA
This is a messenger RNA of Paramisgurnus dabryanus, 2560 nucleotides long. It is a transcript of the gene rras, whose product is annotated as RAS related. The record is from RefSeq and is a predicted model, not a curated record. Gene Ontology annotation, molecular function: GTPase activity; GTP binding. Gene Ontology annotation, biological process: signal transduction. Gene Ontology annotation, cellular component: membrane. Lineage: Eukaryota; Metazoa; Chordata; Actinopteri; Cypriniformes; Cobitidae.